This is a messenger RNA of Limulus polyphemus (Atlantic horseshoe crab), 543 nucleotides long. RefSeq names its product cuticle protein 16.8-like. Gene Ontology annotation, cellular component: chitin-based extracellular matrix. Gene Ontology annotation, molecular function: structural constituent of chitin-based larval cuticle. The transcript is spliced from 3 exons. NCBI's taxonomy places the organism in Eukaryota, Metazoa, Arthropoda, Merostomata, Xiphosura, Limulidae. The record is from RefSeq and is a predicted model, not a curated record. Bases 1 to 543 code for a protein of 180 amino acids.
AUGUAUAAGGUGGCGCUCUUGUGCUUGGUUGCUGCUGCUAGAGCAACUGUCCUCCCAGCAAGCUAUGGCUAUGCUGCCCCGGCUUAUCCUGCUGCCUACCAUCCUGUGAAGGCAGCCUAUGCCCAUCCUGCCCCAGCCUACGCUGAUGUCUAUGCUAAGCCUGAGCCUUACAGCUUUGGCUAUGAAGCUAAGAACGACUACGAUGGUGCUCUUUGGCAACAAGAAUCUGGUGAUGAGUAUGGCAGCAAGCGUGGCUCCUAUGGCUACACUGAUGCUUAUGGUAUUAGCCGUACCGUCGAAUACGUUGCUGACGAAACUGGCUUCCACGCAUGGAUCAAGACCAACGAGCCCGGAACCGCCAACCAGAACCCCGCUGAUGUCCAGAUCGCCGCCGAUCCCGCUCCCGCUCCAGCCUACACUCAUCCCGUCGCCAAGGCCGUUGUUGCUGCUCCCCAUUACGCUAAGACCGUUGUUGCUGCCCCCCAUUACGCUAAGGCUGUUGUCGCUGCUCCCGCCCACUAUAGUCUGCCUUACGCCCAUUAA